Messenger RNA from Quercus lobata, 729 nucleotides. RefSeq lists its product as uncharacterized. NCBI's taxonomy places the organism in Eukaryota, Viridiplantae, Streptophyta, Magnoliopsida, Fagales, Fagaceae. Bases 1 to 729 code for a protein of 242 amino acids. The record is from RefSeq and is a predicted model, not a curated record. The transcript is spliced from 2 exons.
AUGCGAGAGAGUGAAACUCUCAAAGCUUAUUCAGACAGGUAUUGGGAAAUGUUUAACGAGAUAGAAGGAGAGCAUGACGAUGUGGCCAUAAGUACUUUCAAAGUUGGCCUCCCAGCCGACCAUGACUUAAGGAAAUCCCUAACUGGUAAACCGGUUACCAGCGUACACCAGUUGAUGGAUAAAAUUGAUAAGUACAGAAGAGUUGAAGAGGAUCAACUUCAGGGAAAGGGAAAAGCUAAGGUAGCCCCUCAGGAGAGGAGAGAUUUCAGGUCAGAUUGUUACAACAAUAACCGACCUCGGAGAGACUUCGUCGGGAAAUCAGGAUCUGCGGACACCCAUGCGGUCAAUACAGUGUUUCAGGAGCUAGUGCAGCAGGAUCAUGGGCACACGACGGAGGAUUGUAGGAAUCUGUGGGACCAUUGGGAACAGCUGGUCCGUGAAGGGAGGUUGAAGCAAUUCUUGCAUCAUUCCAGCGGUAGGGCAAGUCAAGCGGGCCCAGAAAUACAUGGGGACGCUUCUUUAAGGCUCCCUCUUGGAACGAUAAACGUCAUUUUUGCCGCUCUAGGGAGUACCGGGUCUUGUCCUUCCAGGGUACUGUCGAUGUGCCGGCCCCUGGCCGAAGACAAUUGCCAAGCACUGAAGAGAGCCAAGGUGGAUGUCCCCCUGAUUCUGGGUUUUUCAGAUGAGGAUAAGAUUGAACUAUACAGCUCCAUGACGAUGCGCUGGUGA